AUGGACGUCGACGCGGCCGCACAGACGCACGCGCACGCACACCGCCACCGUAGCAAGCGUUCUUCCUUGGCAUCCGGCGACGUGUCCCCGACGGGCAUGCAGUACCGCGGGGUGCGGCGCCGUCCGUGGGGCCGGUUCGCGGCGGAAAUCCGGGACCCCGCGUCCAAAGCGCGCCGCUGGCUUGGCACGUACGACACCGCCGAGCAGGCCGCCUGCGCCUACGACGUCGCCGCGCGCUUCAUGCGUGGAGCCAAGGCGCGCACCAACUUCCCCGCACCCGUCGAUUCCUGGCCGGCGGGGUACUGGCCGUGGGGCCAGUCGACGGCGCAGGCGCAUCCGCCGGCGCAGCUCAACACCUUCAUCCUGCACAACCUCAUGAGCUCCUCCCCGCAUGGCUGCGUCCUCCUCCAUCACGCUGGCCACGGCCACUCCCACGUCAACCCCCCUCCGCCGCCCAUACCGACGCCACCGUCGCCUCGUCCCGCUGCUUCGUGCGCCGCUACGGUCACCAUGCCAGACACCGCCACGGCCUCGGCGUCGUCUGUUCCCGGAGCGGAAGACGACGACGACUGGGACUGGGCCGGCGUCCUGCAAGGGCGAGAUCCGCCGGAGACGGGGCUGCUGCAGGAUGUGGUGCACGGCUUCCACGCGAGCAGGCGGCCGCGCGACCACGUUCGCACUGCCGAACCUGACGCGUCGAUCUGGCUGCCGAACCAGGAGAGGCACGAGGCUUUCGGCGGCGUAUCCUCUUCUUGGGGCGCCGGCGACAACGGGUACGAGGAUGAGGGCGACUUCCCAAUGCUGCCGCAGGGGCUCCUCCAGGACGUAGUCCAGUACCCGCCUUUCAUGGAGGUCGUGGCAGCGCCGUCUGCCAUGGGCCGCAGCCGCAGGGCGUGA
Triticum dicoccoides is the source of this 897-nucleotide messenger RNA. RefSeq names its product ethylene-responsive transcription factor 3-like. The record is from RefSeq and is a predicted model, not a curated record. Lineage: Eukaryota; Viridiplantae; Streptophyta; Magnoliopsida; Poales; Poaceae. Gene Ontology annotation, molecular function: DNA-binding transcription factor activity; DNA binding. The coding region runs from base 1 to 897 and encodes 298 amino acids. The transcript has a single exon. Gene Ontology annotation, biological process: regulation of DNA-templated transcription.